This is a messenger RNA of Spathaspora passalidarum NRRL Y-27907, 417 nucleotides long. RefSeq names its product Duo1p (gene DUO1). Gene Ontology annotation, cellular component: mitotic spindle; DASH complex. The record is from RefSeq and is a predicted model, not a curated record. The transcript has a single exon. Bases 1 to 417 code for a protein of 138 amino acids. NCBI's taxonomy places the organism in Eukaryota, Fungi, Ascomycota, Pichiomycetes, Serinales, Debaryomycetaceae. Gene Ontology annotation, biological process: mitotic cell cycle.
AUGGAAUCAACCAAUGCCAGAGAUAUAGCUCUUCAGAGAGAACUAGCUAGUCUUAAACGCAUAAAUUCAACUGUGGCGACCUUAUCUGAAACAAUCAAGAAAACAGGCAGUGACAUUGAAUCUGUCAAAUUAGCCAGUGAUAAAUCAUUACAACUAAUAUCAAAAUAUGGAUCUAUACUUCGUAAGGCAUGUUCAGAACAACAGAUACUGGAUGAGAUGGAAGAGUAUGGUUUUGAAGAUCCUGAAGAAGACGAAGAAGAAGAAUUAGAACGACAAAUACUGACGUUAGAUCAAGUUAAUGUGCAAUUAACGGAAGAAUUGGAUAGAUAUAAACAAAAACGAACACAGGGAACAAGUGCUGAUAGAGCAGCAAAAAGACGGAAAGAGCUUGGUUUGGAUUAUUCUCGAACAAGGUAG